This is a messenger RNA of Triplophysa rosa, 2031 nucleotides long. RefSeq names its product vesicular inhibitory amino acid transporter. Bases 132 to 1517 code for a protein of 461 amino acids. NCBI's taxonomy places the organism in Eukaryota, Metazoa, Chordata, Actinopteri, Cypriniformes, Nemacheilidae. Gene Ontology annotation, biological process: amino acid transmembrane transport. Gene Ontology annotation, molecular function: amino acid transmembrane transporter activity. Gene Ontology annotation, cellular component: vacuolar membrane. The transcript is spliced from 4 exons. The record is from RefSeq and is a predicted model, not a curated record.
UCUCCGUUCUGCAGUCACAGCGCUCAGAUUGACACCCGACUGAAAACAUUUCUGAUGGACUUCAGCUGAGUUUAGAAGGACUGAGACAUUUCACGUAAGGUGUGAAGGCAAACGCAUUGACCGGCUGAGAAAUGCCCCAUCGGCGUGUGGAGUCUCUCUGGAUGAAGCACUUUGGUGCGGGUGAUGCGGACGAGAGUCAGGGUUUGGUGCCGAGGGAUGAACUGGCCGAGUGCAGGUGCGAUUCCCCUCCGGAAGAGGACAGCGGCCCUCUCCAACGGCCAAAAAUCUCAACUUGGGAAGCGGGCUGGAACAUCACCAACGCCAUCCAGUUAAAGCUGACACUAAUAUUUAGAGGCGAGGGUCUCUUUGUGUUGGGUCUUCCGUUCGCCCUGCAUCAGAGCGGUUACGUGGGUCUGAUUGUGAUGAUAUCAGCCGCGCUCAUCUGCAGUUAUACGGGUAAGAUUCUGGUGUCCUGUCUGUAUGAAGAGGACGAGAGCGGCCGUCCGGUCCGUGUCAGGAACACAUACGAGGACAUCGCCGACGCCUGCUGCGGAAACAUCUGCCCCGGCGUCGGGGGGAAGCUGGUGAACGCCGCUCAGGUGGUGGAGCUCACCAUGACCUGCCUCCUUUACCUGGUCGUCGGUAGCAACCUGAUGUGUCACAGCCUCUUCUUCCUGCCCGUGACCCCGGCGACCUGCUCCGUCAUCAACUUUCUGAUCCUGCUGCCCUGCAUGCUGAUCCGUGACCUGAGGGUGGUGUCGCGUCUCAGCUUCCUCUGCUCGCUGGCUCAGUUCCUCAUCACCUUCAUCGUGAUUGGCUACUGUCUCGGGCAGUCGGCGCGGUGGGCGGGCAGGGGUCUGAGUGCAGUGGCCGUGGACUUUGACGGGUUCCAGGUGUCAGUGGGGGUGAUCAUUUUCAGCUACACGUCUCAGAUUUAUCUGCCUCCGCUGGAGGAGAGCAUGGCGGACAGACGGGACUUCAGCAGAAUGAUGGACUGCACUCACGCUCUGGCCUGUGUACUCAAGACCGCUUUCUCUCUCCUGGCCUUCCUCACAUGGGGAGAACAAACCAAAGAGGUGAUAACAGAUAAUCUUCCCGUGGCUGUGAGCAUGAUGGUGAAUGUGUGUCUGCUGGUCAAGGCUCUGCUCUCGUACCCGCUGCCGUUCUACGCCGCAGCAGAGAUCCUACAGAACAGCGUGCUGAAGACGGACACGUCAUCUGGAGACGUCACAGAGAGACAGACGCUGCUCCUGCGUGCCUCUCUCCUCGUCCUCAUCCUCGUGAUGUCACUGUACGUGCCUCAUUUCUCACUGCUCAUGGGUUUGACGGGUAGCGUGACGGGAGCGCUCAUUACGCUCAUGCUCCCGGCUCUCUUUCACCUGCAGCUGAAGUGGACGCAGCUUCACAUGAGACACAAACUUCUGGAUGUGAUGAUAUUGCUGCUGGGCUGUUUCUGCAGCAUCUCUGGCCUCAUCUGCUCCAUUAAAAGAAUUAUAACAGCGUUUGGAGACAAAUAGAGCAGCUGUCUGUCUGUUGAUUUAUCUUCAGUGCUCACAAAAUGACAAACCUGUGAUUCACUCAUUCAUUCCUUCUGUCAUCAUUUACUCGCCCUCUUGUCAUUUCAAACCUCUAUGACUUUCUUUCUUCUGCAGAACACAAAGGAAGAUAUUUUGAAAAAUGUUGGUAACAGAACAGAACAGAACAUUCACUUCUAUUGUAACCACUGCAAGUGAAUUAAGGCCGUUACCAACAUUCUUCAAAAUAUCUUCUUUUGUGUUCUGCGGAAGAAAGAAAGUCAUGCAGGUUUAAAAUCACGAGGGUGAGUAAAUGAUGACAGAACUUUCAUUUUGAAGGUGAACUACUCUUUUCACAUAUUUGUUGAAUGAUAAAAGAAUUCAGAAUCUUAGAGAUGGCCUGUAAAUGGCGUUAGCUGUCACGAAAGAUCAUGUGGUCUUGUUUUUAGAUUUCGGAUCUGAAAUCACAUGUUCCAUUCACAGCAGAACACAUGUCUGAAAUGAAAUAAAGGAAAUC